Molecule: messenger RNA, 838 nt
Organism: Cryptomeria japonica (Japanese cedar)
Lineage: Eukaryota; Viridiplantae; Streptophyta; Pinopsida; Cupressales; Cupressaceae
Product: vacuolar iron transporter homolog 3-like
Exons: 1
Coding region: 1-777 (258 amino acids)
Biological process (GO): intracellular manganese ion homeostasis
Cellular component (GO): membrane
Molecular function (GO): manganese ion transmembrane transporter activity; iron ion transmembrane transporter activity
Source: RefSeq, a predicted model, not a curated record
AUGGAAUCCAAGCAAGUAACAAAGGAUGGCGAAGCAGGAGUUGCAGAGCCAUCACCACCUUCUGAAAACAAAAUCGUUGCAAUUUUAAUGCCAAAUGAGAAGGAAGAGCAGUUAAAAGAAGAAGAAGAGUGUUCACAUGAAUCCCAAAUCGGGCAGGGGCUUCGUGCCGCCGUAUUGGGAGCAAACGAUGGGCUGCUCACCACAGCCUCGCUAAUGAUGGGUGUCGGCGCAGUCAAUCCUAAAGUUAUGAUUUUAUCGGGGCUUGCAGCCCUGAUAGCAGGAACCUGCAGCAUGGCCAUUGGAGAAUUCGUUUCUGUACAAACCCAACGGGAUGUCGAAAUCUCAAUCUUGAGAAAAACAAAGAUCAACAAAGAUGGAAUAGAAACCCAGAAGCCCGAAUCCUCACCAUUGUCUUUCUCUGGAGAAACCCAAAAGAAAGUUUUUUCUUUUUCUCCAAAGUCCAUUACCAGUAGUGAAAAAGACGCUCUCCCGAAUCCUCUUCUGGCGGCUUGCUCAUCAGCUCUUGCAUUUUCUGUGGGAGCAUUUCUUCCUUUGAUCUCUGCAGCCUUCAUUGAGGAUUAUAAUGUUAGAGUUGGAGUGCUUGCAGGUGUUUCUAGCUUGGCACUUUUUAUGUUUGGGGUGGUGGGUGCCUACUUUGGCCGAGCUUCUCUAGUGAAAGGAGGACUCAGAGUGCUCAUUGGAGGAUGGAUUGCCAUGUCUGUGACUUAUGGAUUGUUGAAGCUUCUUCAACGUACUGAAGUGGCAGAUGAUGUGUAGAUUAAUGAGCCGCCAUUUUUAUGUUCUUGUUUUGCUUAGGAUCUGUUGUUUUAUAAAUACA